Messenger RNA from Penicillium arizonense, 2169 nucleotides. RefSeq lists its product as uncharacterized. The record is from RefSeq and is a predicted model, not a curated record. The coding region runs from base 1 to 2169 and encodes 722 amino acids. Gene Ontology annotation, biological process: transmembrane transport. Gene Ontology annotation, cellular component: fungal-type vacuole membrane. Lineage: Eukaryota; Fungi; Ascomycota; Eurotiomycetes; Eurotiales; Aspergillaceae. Gene Ontology annotation, molecular function: transmembrane transporter activity. The transcript is spliced from 4 exons.
AUGGCUCAGAAUACAUCCCAGAGGGGAGUCGAAUAUUCCAGUACUACCGCCGAUUCCUCUUACACAAGAUCCGCCACGACGUACACCACCUUCAACGAGUGCUCUCCGUUAUUUGGUUACCCUGAGUGUGUUCCCGAGACUCAAGAAGUUCGCGAAGAUGAAGGUGAAGAUGAACGACUCAAGUGCGACAAUAAUAAAAUACCCGAUGGAGGGUUUGUGGCUUGGACACAGGUUCUGAGCGGACAUCUGGUUGUGUUCAAUGUAUGGGGCUAUAUUACCUCGUAUGGAUUCUUUCAGGAAUACUACGUCAAAACCCUAGGUGCUAGCCCGGCCAAUGCCUCCUGGAUCGGAGCGAUGCAGAUGUUCCUCGUCCACUUCCUGGCAACUUUCUCAGGACGGUCGAUGGACGCAGGAUAUCUGCGCCAAUGUAUAGCUCUUGGAUGUCUCUUUCAAGUUACCGGUGCUCUUGCAACUUCAUUUGGGACUCAGCUAUGGCACUUCUGGCUGGCCCAAGGCAUUCUCAGUGGAAUUGGUCAUGGCCUCGUCUUCAGUCCUAUGAUCUCACUAUAUGCAACCUACUUCUCCACCAAACGAGUGAUGGCUGUGUCACUGGCUUCUUGUGGUGCAGCCACUGGAGGAAUGGUUUUCCCCGUGGUUGCCUACAAGUGUUUCGAUACCAUUGGAUUUGCUUGGACGGUUCGAAUAAUGGCGGCUAUCAUACUCGCUAACAGCGCCGUCAUUGUCAAGUUCACCCGGUCAAGGAUUAUCCCGAGGAGUAUGCCUCCCUGGGUGGAUUUCAGUGCAUUCCGCGAGCGGUCUUACCUCCUCUUCUCAAUAGGAUCAUUCCUAAUCUUUGAGGGGAUCUAUUUUGCAUAUAUCUAUAUCCGACAAUAUGCUCAGGUCCAUACCGGUUUCACUCCGAGCGAUUCACUUCUCAUUUUGAUCAUCAUGAACGGGGUUGGUGUUCCAGCCCGUAUUGCAGCUGCAUUUGUGGCGGACCGCUGGAUAGGUGCAGUAAUGACCUGCAUUGCAGUCUCCAUCCCUUGCGGGAUUGCGAUCCUCGCUUGGAUUGCGGUUCACACCCACUAUGGCAUGUUCAUUUGGGCCACGAUAUAUGGACUACUAGUCAACUGUGUACAGAGCCAAUUGCCAGCUGCAAACGCGUAUUUUGGAUCAAAAGACCCAGAAAAGUCCGGAAGGCGUGUCGGGAUGAUCACCACGAUCAACAGCAUUCCGCUGCUGACAGGCCCUUACAUCGCAGGGAAGUUGAUCGAUCUGCGGGGAGGCGACUACUUGUACGCGCAACUAUUCGGUGGCCUUUGCAUUCUGACUGGAACAUUGUUUUUGCCCUUGACCAACCGAGUGCACAAAAUGGCACAUCGUGCCAGACCUCUUCAUUACCACAUUCCAUUAUUCCCUGGAUUCCAGCUGCUGGAUGUAGCAGGCCCGCUGGACAUUCUCAACAUCCGCACGCAGUACACAGACACCGCAGACAUUUCCCUGACCGUAUCAGCAGAGACCUUAGACCCAGUCUCGGUGAAACCGGUGCCGCCCCCUCACGCAAAGUGGCAUUUUGAUCUCCCCGAGUCUGACCUGCAGGCCUGUAACCAACACAUGGUGCCACAGCGCACCUUUGCAGAAGUGGUCUCUGCCCUGAAGGAGAACGACGCCAAUUGUGAUAUCAAGCCUAUUGAUGUGCUGAUUGUCCCUGGAGGUCUGGGGACGCGACUAGACCGGAUAUACGGGAAGUCUGACAAGGUCUCCAACACACAGCAAGUUCGGGAUUUCAUCACCGCUGUUGCACCCUAUAUCCGUCACAGUGUCAUUACUAUUUGUACGGGAAGCCACGUCCUCGCACAAACUGGCCUACUAGACAAUCGUCGGGCAACAACAAACUCCGCCCGCUUUGACGAUGUUAUUGAACAGACGCGCCAGGUGAACUGGCAGCGCGAUAGACGAUGGCUACGAGAUAUUGUACCAAUGGAUGUACCAACCGGGUCCUUGCAGCCAGGAACUGAGAUCUGGACCUCUGCUGGGAUUACUGCCGGUAUCGAUGUCAUGUUGGAGUAUAUAUCCGCCCAUUAUGGUGGCGUGGCGAUUGGAAUACAGACUGCUAAGCGAAUGGAAUAUCGCUGGGAGCGAGAGCGGGCAGCUUCUUACUUUUUGUGA